CUCCAGCCGGUGAGUUUAAUUAAAGCACCGCUGUGACAUGUGCUUCUUCACACAACAUCACUUAAUCAGAAGUUUACGUUGAGCAUGGCUGGACACUUCCGGCGUAUCAUCGCAUCUAAAUUGUUCCAGUCAUUUAGUCAAUCAGGAUUGCUGCCGAAAUCACAAGAAACCAAUUCUGUGGAGAAAUUAGCUUCAUUGGUCAAAGUGAAGAAAAUAUCAAAACAUCAUACUCUUGAAUCUGGUCAGUUCUUGGUUAAUUCUCAACACCUGAAUAACUUCCUGAAGGACAAUUCUGAUCCCAACCAUAAAUUGGCUGAGCAAGUAAAAGACUGCUUAUUUCAGGAUACGUCUUUUAAAGAACUUGGAAUCACUUUCAAUGGUAAAUUCUUCAAUUUCACAUUUGAGCCAACCAAUAUUACAGAGGUGAUAUUGUCCAGUGUAUAUAACGAGGGUAGUAAGUAUGGCUUUACCAGUCAUCUUCAUCAGACAGACAACCAAACAGAGAAGCAGACCGUCGUGAUAGAAUACAGCUCUCCAAAUAUUGCCAAACCGUUCCAUGUGGGUCACCUGAGAUCAACAAUUAUUGGAAAUUUCUUCAGCAAUCUCUAUGAACAGCUUGGAUACAAUGUGAUACGUUUGAACUACCUUGGUGACUGGGGUACCCAGUUUGGACUUCUGGCUGCUGGCUACCAUCAAUAUGGCUGUGAAACCAAACUGCUUGCUGACCCACUCCAUCAUUUGUUCCAGGUGUAUGUGAAAGUAAACAAAGAUGCAACCCAAGAAACUGAUACGAAAUGUGUUGAAGACUCACAGAGUCUGUAUAAUCGGAGUCGAGAAAUCUUCCAAAAGAUGGAGAAAGGAGAAGGAAAAAGCUUGGAUCUUUGGAAACGAUUUCGAGACUUGAGCAUCAAAGAAUAUCAGAAAAUAUACAAGAGACUUGGUAUCUCCUUCACUGAGAUUCACUCUGAGUCAAUGUAUUCUGAAUCAGCCAAUCAGUUACUGCAACACCUGAGACACACUGGUUUGUUACAGAUCAAUGAGGAAGAAGGAAGAACCGAGUUCAUUGAGAUUCCUGACCGAAACCGAAAUUCCAAAGUUACAAUGUGCAAAAGUGAUGGAACUACUCUCUACCUGACACGUGAUGUUGCUGCUGCCCUACACAGGAAGAAGGAAUAUAAUUUUAACAAAAUACACUAUGUGGUUGACAAUCGACAGAAGCAACAUUUCCAAAACCUUCAGGCAGUUUUGAAGACAAUUGGAGAAGAUUGGGUUACCAGUCUCGGAAGUGAUUUCCAUAUUGGAUUUGGUCGAAUUAUAGGCAUGAAUACAAGAAUGGGUAAAGUUAUUUUCCUAAAAGACCUUCUUGAUGAAGCUCAGCACCAAAUGUUGUCAAAACGAAAGGAAACUUCCUCAUCAAAAGAUGUAGCUGAUGAAAUGGCUGUAGCAGACACACUUGGCAUCAGUUCAAUUCUUGUACAAGACCUGAAAGAAAGAAGGAACUUUGAUUAUACAUUCAGCUGGAAGAAAUGUCUCAACUUCAAAGCCGAUUCUGGAGUUUUCUUACAAUAUGCUCAUGCAAGACUUUGUAGCUUGAAGCAAAACUGUGCCAUACCUUUGACCCAUUCUGUUGAUGCAGCCUUACUAAAGGACCCAGCUGCCUUGCGACUGGUUCUCCACAUUUCAAGAUAUGAUGAAGUCAUAUUAAACUCGUUUCUUUCCUUCGAGCCAUUCCAUGUCGUACAAUACCUCUUCCAGUUGGCUCACCUAAGUAAUCAAUCACUUCAUUCAUUAGUCGUCAAAGGUCAAGUACAAGAUAUUGCCCAGGCACGUCUUCUGCUGUUUCAUUCAGCCCAACAGAUCCUUUCAAGUGGGCUCAGACUGAUUGGUGUCCAACCUCUGCAGUGCAUGUAAGCAACAUUAGCAUUGCUGUCUUCAGCUGCUUGACUGAUGAGAAAAAUCUGAGAUCUGUCAAUGUUUUGAUAUUUGUGGAAGGUUUUGUCCACUCAGUGAAGCUGAGUUUAUUUAAACCAGGAGACCAAGCACAGAGCAAUAAAC
This is a messenger RNA of Octopus bimaculoides (California two-spot octopus), 2055 nucleotides long. RefSeq names its product putative arginine--tRNA ligase, mitochondrial. Lineage: Eukaryota; Metazoa; Mollusca; Cephalopoda; Octopoda; Octopodidae. Gene Ontology annotation, molecular function: arginine-tRNA ligase activity; ATP binding. The record is from RefSeq and is a predicted model, not a curated record. Gene Ontology annotation, biological process: arginyl-tRNA aminoacylation; mitochondrial translation. Gene Ontology annotation, cellular component: mitochondrion.